Molecule: messenger RNA, 4154 nt
Organism: Exophiala oligosperma
Lineage: Eukaryota; Fungi; Ascomycota; Eurotiomycetes; Chaetothyriales; Herpotrichiellaceae
Exons: 2
Coding region: 130-3804 (1224 amino acids)
Biological process (GO): DNA-templated transcription
Cellular component (GO): RNA polymerase III complex
Molecular function (GO): DNA-directed RNA polymerase activity; DNA binding; ribonucleoside binding
Source: RefSeq, a predicted model, not a curated record
ACCGUACCGCGACAGAAAUAGUUGAAUCCUUUUGAUUGUCUUUUCUGCGCCAGAGCCCGAUCGCUCCAGGAAAUAGCAUGCGAGAUCUCUUCGUAUCGUUUUUGCUGGUUGUCUCGGUGAACAUAGCCGAUGCCGCCCAAGAAGAAAGUUGACGGUGCUGAGGCAGCACCUCAGCAAGCCACUAGAAAAUCUAUUGCGCCGAAGGUGAAAACCCUUCCGCGCAAGUCCGUCACAAAAGAAACCGCCGCCGAUGCGACUACAACCCACGAGGCACAUGGUAGUAAAGAUGAUUCGAAGCACGAAAAACACCCUCGAAAACCCUCCCAUCACGCAGACAGCUUCGACGCUGCCCUCCAACCCUUUUACUAUGGCAAAUCCCUAACCGAUCCGAUCGACACGGCUCGUGACAAGUGGAAUUUGGUCCCGGCAUUCUUGAAAGUGAAGGGACUGGUGAAACAGCACAUCGAGUCGUUCAAUCAUUUCGUUGAGGUGGAAUUGAAGAAGAUUAUUGAAGCUGAGCCGAUAAUUACAAGUGAUAUUGACCCUGAUUUCUACCUCAAGUACGAGGACAUCUAUGUCGGGCGACCUUCAAGAUUUGAUGAACACUAUGUCAACGAUUCAAAGAACGAAUCCACUGUCACACCCAACGAGUGUCGGCUACGUGACAUGACCUAUUCUGCGCCGAUAUUUGUCAAUGUCCGGUACACCAAGUCGAAGAUGGCUUAUCGGCGGAGGGGUAUGCUUAUUGGACGCAUGCCAAUCAUGUUGCGGAGUUCCAAAUGUGUCCUGGCUGGCAAGUCCGAGGCCGAGAUGUGUGCGAUGGACGAAUGUCCUUUGGACCCUGGUGGCUAUUUUAUCGUUAAUGGUACCGAGAAGGUGAUCUUGGUCCAAGAGCAACUCAGCAAAAAUCGUAUCAUCGUCGAAGCCGAUGCCAAGAAGGAGCUCAUCACGGCGUCCGUGACCAGUUCGACCCAUGCCAGGAAAUCCAAGAGCUAUAUCGUCCUUAAGAAGGACCUGCUGUAUAUGCGACACAACGUUCUGAACGAAGAUGUUCCUAUCUGCAUAUUGCUAAAAGCAAUGGGCGUGACUUCUGACUUCGAUAUGAGUGCUAUUGUGGCGGGCACAGACUCUGUGUUGCAGGAAGAUUUUGCUAUCAACUUUGAAGAAGCCAUCAAGAAUCACAUUUAUACGCAACAACAAGCCCUGGAUUAUCUCGGGGCCAGGAUCAAGAUCACCCGGAAGCCUACACCGUUCGGACAAUCUCGUCGAAACUAUGUCCAGGAAGCAAUAGAGGCAGUUAGCAAUGUGUUUAUUGCUCACGUCCCCAUCGAGAACCUGAAUUUCAGACCGAAGGCAAUCUAUGUCGGCCACAUGGCCCGGCGGGUGCUGAUGGCGAAACAGAAUCCUGCACUUGUAGACGACAGAGACUAUGUGGGAAACAAACGGUUGGAAUUGGCUGGCCAACUGCUGUCACUGCUCUUCGAAGACCUGUUCAAGAAUUUCAACUACAGCAUCAAAAUGGCAAUCGACAAAUCAUUACGAAAGCCCAACAAGACCCAGGUCACUGAUCCCUGCGACACAAUGAUGGGACAAGCUGGUCACAUUACCCAGGGAAUGAAUCGAGCCAUUGCCACCGGAAAUUGGAACCUCAAACGUUUUCGAAUGGAUCGUGCUGGAGUCACACAUUUACUGAGCCGGCUGAGCUUUAUUGCUUCUCUCGGUAUGAUGACAAGAAUAUCGAGUCAAUUCGAAAAGACACGAAAAGUCAGUGGACCGAGAGCCCUCCAACCGUCAUCAUUUGGUAUGCUCUGUCCCGCCGACACACCAGAAGGUGAAGCAUGCGGGUUGGUCAAGAACUUGGCUCUCAUGACUCACAUCACUACGGACGACGAGGAGGCGCCUAUCAAACGGCUUAUAUUCAUGCUCGGUGCUGAAGAUAUUGUGACUGUGGGAGGCGCCGAGCUUUAUUCACCGGGAUCUUACCUGGUCCUUUUGAAUGGUACUCCAGUAGCCACCACAAGACAUCCAUCACAUUUCUUGACUUCAUUUCGACGGCUGAGGAGGUCGGGGCGUAUCUCAGAAUUCGUAUCAACCUUCAUCAAUCACCACCACAGCACCAUCCACGUGGCUACGGAUGAAGGACGGAUUUGUCGACCUCUCAUUAUUGUGGAAGACAAAAAGUCCAAAGUCACAAAACGGUAUUUGAAGUCUCUGCGCCAAGCAUCGAUGGACUUUGACGACUUUCUGGCCAGAGGACUGGUGGAGUAUCUCGAUGUCAACGAGGAGAAUGACAGUAACAUCGCCCUUUAUGAGGGCGACAUCAAUGCUUCGACAACGCACCUGGAGAUCGAACCUUUCACAAUUCUUGGUGCUGUAGCUGGAUUGAUCCCGUAUCCCCACCACAAUCAGUCACCCAGAAACACAUACCAAUGUGCUAUGGGUAAACAAGCCAUUGGAUUUAUUGCCAACAAUCAAUUCCUCAGAAUCGAUACCUUGCUCUAUCUCAUGGUGUAUCCUCAGAAGCCACUGGUCAAAACUCGGACUAUCGAGCUGGUAAAAUACGACAAACUUCCAGCUGGACAAAACGCAACUGUCGCAGUCAUGUCCUAUAGUGGAUACGAUAUCGAAGAUGCCCUUGUCCUGAACAAGGCAUCAGUAGAUCGAGGCUUCGGACGAUGUCAGGUUCUGCGUAAAUAUCCCGUAACCCUCAAAAUUUACGCAAACACGACUAAAGAUCAAGUUGAAGGCCCUACUUGUGAAAAUGGCGCUCCUAUCAAAGCCCACGCCCUGCUUGAUGUGGAUGGCAUCGCUUCUGUUGGUGCCAAAGUCAGUCAGGGUGAAGUCUACGUCAACAAGGCUAUCCCUGAAAAUUCAAACUCAUCUGGACUAUCGGAUGGAGGAUCUAACAGUGGGUACAGUCUAAUUCCUCAACCACAGAAAUAUCGGCUUCCAGAUCCCAGCUACAUCGACAAGGUCAUGGUCUCCGAGGUUGAAGCGGGCCAUCAACUCAUCAAGGUGCAAACCCGACAGACCAGAGUGCCAGAGGUCGGUGACAAGUUUUCUUCUAGGCACGGACAGAAGGGUGUCGUUGGCAUCAUCGCCGAACAGGUCGACAUGCCCUUUUCAGACCUCGGCAUCACCCCGGACAUCAUCAUGAAUCCGCAUGGUUUCCCAUCCCGUAUGACGGUCGGUAAGAUGCUUGAGCUCGUCUCGGGCAAAGCUGGUAUCUUGAAGGGCAAAUUCGAGUACGGGACUGCCUUUGGUGGCAGCAAGCUCGAGGACAUGUCACGGGCACUGAUCGAGUCGGGUUACAGUUACGACGGCAAGGACUACCUCACGUCUGGCACCACCGGCGAGCCCCUGCCGGCAUACGUCUUUACGGGACCGAUCUACUACCAGAAACUCAAGCACAUGGUCCAAGACAAGAUGCACAGUCGCGCUCGCGGUCCGCGAGCCAUCUUGACGAGACAGCCCACCGAGGGUCGAUCCAGAGACGGCGGUCUCCGUCUGGGAGAAAUGGAACGUGACUGUCUGAUCGCGUACGGUGCGUCACAACUUCUUCGUGAGCGGUUGAUGUUAUCCAGCGACAAGCACGAAGUCGACGUGUGCGAGUCGUGUGGGUUCAUGGCAUUUGGGCGGUAUUGCCAACGUUGUAGUACGGCGGGUGAGAGCGGGUCGAACGUCGUUCGGAUGACGCUGCCUUACGCUUUCAAGCUCUUGCUCAACGAACUGGGAAGCAUGAACGUGAAUACUAGGUUGAUCGUGUCGGAUGAGUUCCCCUCGGACGGGUCAAGAAGGGCUUGAGAACCUUUCUUUUGUUUUUCCUUGUCCAUGACUCCCUCCCUCUAUCUGCAGGGUGAACAGGUUGAAAAACCUCGGACAUGAGUGAUGAUUUAUUUGUUUUUUCUUUGGCUUGGAAUCAGCAUGGCACGGCAUAGCGAACAGGAACUAAGUCCGGGAUGUGUGAACUACGGGAAGGACAAGAGUGUAAAGAAGACUUGGCCAUUUUUUUUCCUGUCUACCACGAAACGGAUGCAUGAGCGAACGGCGUAUUCUUUACUUUUUACUUUUCGAAAUCGUCUUUUGUACUUGCAAAGAGUCACGACCUAUGAGUGGAUUAGAUGAUGAAUGGUCUAUAUCACGAUGGCUUCACA